AUGAGAGACAGAUUUCGAUUGCUGCCAGGACUCCUGAUGCUGUUGCUGCUGUUGACACUGGGAGCUGCCGCCCAGAACACUAGAGACAUCAACAUGUGUGAACAGCCCCGGAAAGCAUCCUGUACCCCGUAUGUUGACUGCCAGGCCACAGACGGGAGAUACUGCGUGUGUGGCCCGGGGCAGCAGCUUAUUCCGGAGAUGACGUUCCGGAAUGAGAGUGAAAGCAUGUGUCAAGGGCUCUUGGUGCUGCUGCUGUUGACACUGGGGCCUGUACAGAAACUGAGUGCUUCUGGCUCCACAGACUGUGCUCCAUGGUGCCCUCCAAAGUCCUCAUGUAUCAAUGCCACCGCCUGUCGCUGCUCUCCAGGGUUCACUUCUUUAUCUGGGGAGAUCUUCACCAACUACUUGGAGAAUUGUGAUGACAUCAACGAGUGUAGACCACCCUUAAAAGUGUCCUGUGGAAAAUUCGCAGAGUGUGUUAACACAGAGGGGAGCUACUACUGCAUGUGCAGCCCAGGAUACAAGCUUGCUUCUGGGGCAAAAACAUUCAAGAGUGAAAGUGAGAACACGUGUCAAGGCUUACCCUGACUCUCCCCAACAAUUUCAGUUCACAUUCCUGAGAGCAAACCAGAUGACCAGAACCCAGAAGAAUGUUGUGCGGAGUCUAAGCAGAAUUACACAGAAUUACCCCCAUACACACGGAGAAAAUUACAUGAUCAGAUGGGGCUCCCAUCUAGACAAGAUAACAACAGAAGAUAUCAUGGGGGACGAGGAGGCAGCUAUUUCAGCAGCUGGACCCCGCCCCGUGGAAUCAAGAGCCGGAGGCUCUCCCGCUUCUUUGAAAGACUCGAAGAUCUGGCCAGAAAUUUCAUACCAGCCUUAGUCCAGGACACCAUCCAGGGCCUCGUACAAGGGGUAGAUGAGCUGCUGCAGAUCCCAGAAGACCUGGAGGACCUGCCCCACUCAGACCAACGCUGCGUGGCCACGAACUUGCUCGUUGGCCUGGAGGACUCCCUGAGAAACAUGAGUCAGGCCCUGCCCAAUGGGACACUGACCUUCAAUGCCUCUGCAGGCACAGACCUGUCCCUGAAGGUGCAAGAACAAGGAGACACAAAUGUCAUCUUGAGUCAGAACCAGGCAAAGAUGCUGCUAAACUUGGAUGAGGGGCACGAAUCUAAUGACUCAGGUGCUUCUGUGGUGGGCCUCAUCUCCACUCCAGGGAUGGGCAAGUUUCUGGCUGAGGCGCCCCUGGUCCUGGAGCCCAAGCAGCAGGAAGCCCUGCAUGAGCCCAAGGGCUUGCUGGGAGAGGCCUCCCCUGUCCUGCUCUCAGAUGUCAUCUCUGCCUUUAUAAGCAACAAGGACACCCAGAACCUCAGCUCCCCCGUCACCUUCAUCCUCUCCCACCAUCCAGUGACCCCUGGGCCAACGCACAAGGUGCUCUGUGUCUUAUGGGAACAAAGUCAGGAUGGAUGCGGUCACUGGUCCACCACAGGCUGCAGGCUAGUGGCCACUGGGGACUCCAGCACCACCUGCCAAUGCACCCACCUCAGCAGCUUUGCCGUCCUCAUGGCCCACUACGACGUGCAGGAGGAGGAUCCCAUGCUGGUCGUGAUCACCUACCUGGGGCUGGUCCUGUCUCUGCUGUGUCUCCUCCUGGCAGCCCUCACCUUCCUGCUGUGCAAAUCCAUCCAGAACAUCAGCACCUCAUUGCACCUACAGCUCUCAGUCUGCCUCUUCCUGGCCCACCUACUCUUCCUCACGGCCAUCAACCAGACCAAGAUCAAGGUGCUGUGCGCCAUCAUUGCCAGUGCCUUACACUAUCUCUACCUGGCCUCCUUCACCUGGAUGCUGUUGGAGGGUCUACACCUCUUCCUCACUGCACGCAACCUGACAGUGGUCAACUACUCCGGUAUGAACAGGUUCAUGAAGAAGCUCAUGUUCCCUGUGGGCUAUGGAGUCCCGGUUCUAAUUGUGGCCAUUUCUGCUGCAUCCAGACCUCACCUUUAUGGAACACCCACCCGAUGCUGGCUCCACACAGACAAAGGAUUUAUAUGGACCUUCCUUGGCCCCGUCUGCAUCAUCUUCUCUAUUAAUUUGGUUUUCUUUCUGAUGACCUUCUGGAUUGUGAAAAGCAAGCUCUCUUCACUCAAUAGAGAUGUGUCCACCCUCAAGAACACCAGGAUGCUGACAUUCAAGGCGACGGCUCAGCUCCUCAUCCUGGGCUGCACGUGGUGUCUGGGCCUCCUGCAGGUGGGGCCAGCCGCCCACGUCAUGGCGUACCUCUUCACCAUCAUCAACAGCCUACAGGGCGUCUUCAUCUUCCUCGUCUACUGCCUCCUCAGCCAGCAGGUCCUGGAGCAGUACAGGAAAUGGUUCAGAGGACUCAGGAAAACCAAAGCCGAGUCUGAGAAGUACACGCUCUCAAGCGGGAUCCUGUCGGAUGCCUCCAAGCACAGUGUGGAGCAUUGUAAUGAACAGCUAACCCUGGAGACCUUGUCUCAUAGAAAAUGAAAGAAACACGGAACCGUCAUCUUUUGGGCAAAGAGU
Molecule: messenger RNA, 2547 nt
Organism: Hyaena hyaena (striped hyena)
Lineage: Eukaryota; Metazoa; Chordata; Mammalia; Carnivora; Hyaenidae
Product: adhesion G protein-coupled receptor E2-like
Exons: 20
Biological process (GO): cell surface receptor signaling pathway; adenylate cyclase-activating G protein-coupled receptor signaling pathway
Cellular component (GO): membrane
Molecular function (GO): G protein-coupled receptor activity; calcium ion binding
Source: RefSeq, a predicted model, not a curated record